CUGAGUUUGGCGGCACGACCCUCGUCCUCUCCAGUUGACCACAAUUAGAGGUGGAAGCUUGGCGACUGGCCCAUCCUCUUACGAUGGAGGACAGAGGCUUAAUGGCCUUUGAGGAGGACUGGAGAUGCCUGACUGGGAGCCUCCCCUUGCCUGCACCGGUGGAGGGUCCAGCUGCACAGACCGCCUCUGAGCCCAGCAGGUCAUCUUCCUGGGCCCACAGACACCUGAGCAGAAAGAACGGGCUUUCUAAACUUUGCCAGAGUAGAAUGGCACUGUCUGAAGACAGAUGGAGCUCCUACUGUCUGUCAUCACUGGCUGCCCAAAACAUUUGUACAAGCAAACUGCACUGCCCUGCCGCACCUGAGCACGCAGACCUGGCCGGGUCCCUGGGCAGCACGUCCUGCUGCUCCCUGCUGCAAGGCUUGUCUUCAGGGUGGUCUGCACCCCUGCUCCCAGCCCCUGUGUGCAACCCUAACAAGGCCGUCUUCACUGUGGAUGCCAGGACCACGGAGAUCCUGGUUGCCAACGACAAAGCGUGCAGUCUCCUGGGGUACAGCAGCCAUGACCUGAUUGGCCAGAAGCUCAUGCAGUUCUUCCUGAAGUCGGAUUCUGAAGUGGUUGAGGCCCUCAGUGAGGAGCAUGUGGAGGCUGACGGCCAUGCUGCCGUGGUCUUUGGCACUGUGGUGGACAUCAUCAGCCGCAGCGGGGAGAAGAUUCCGGUCUCCGUGUGGAUGAAGAGGGUGCAGCAGGAGCACAGCCUGUGCUGCGUGGUGGUCCUUGAGCCCGUGGAGAGGAUCUCGGCCUGGGUCACUUUCCAGAGCAAUGGAACCAUCACGUCAUGUGACAGUCUCUUUGCUCAUCUCCAUGGGUAUGUGUCCGGGGAGGAUGUGGUCGGACAGUGCAUCACGAACCUGAUUCCUUCCGUGCGGAUCCCACCUCCCGGCCAGCAUGUCCCAAAGGACCUCAAGAUUCAGAGAUCUGUCGGCAGAGCCAGGGAUGGCACCACCUUCCCUCUGAGUUUAAAACUGAAACCUAAACCCAGCAGUGAGGAGGCGGACGAUGGCGAGGCGGACGAUGGCGGGGCGGGCCCCACCCAGGGUUACUGGGCAUCUGUCUGGGUGUUCUGUACCAUCAGCGGCCUCAUCACCCUCCUGCCUGACGGGACCAUCUACGGCAUUAACCACAGCUUCGCGCUGAUGCUGUUCGGUUAUGGAAAGACUGAGCUCCUGGGCAAGAAUAUCACUUUCCUGAUUCCUGGUUUCUACCACCACAUGGACCAUGCAUAUGACAGUUCUUUACAGCUGCUAGACCUGGCCAACUGCCUGGACAUCGGCCACGAGAGUGGGCCUGGGGAGGUGACCUCAGACCCCUGGCAGGGCUGGGACCUGGCCGGUGGGGCCCAGGAUCCAAGGGUUAAUGUUGUUCUUGCUGGUGACCAUGUUCUGCCACAAGAUGAGACCCUAAAGCCAGUGGGAAGUCAAGAAGUCUUCACUGGGACUCAGACCCACCCAGAGACUGGAGGCCACCCCCCUGCCUCCCCGUCCUCUCAGCCUGCUCCCAGGUAACAAAACAUCCCAGAAGGAGGCCCACUAGCCCACAAUGAGCGGUCAUUGCCUGACAACCAGCAAACUACUGCUUUGGAGAAAGAGGAACCUACAGCCACAGAGAGGCCCACACAGGAUCUUUUGAGAGAAAGCAGGUCUGAACCAGGGGAUACAGAACCAUCUGCUUCAUGGGAAGACUCUGAAGCUCCAGUCCCAACUGAGGACAGGAGCAAUUGUGUUCAAAUGUGUGGCCUGUAUCAGGAAGCAAAGCUGGAACUGAUGGGUUUCAGUGGUCCCAGCAAGUCGAAACCUUGGGCUGAUGCCACCAUGGCCGAGCCCCAUGCUGUGGGCCAGCCGGCAGGGGAGGCAUUCCCGAUGCACUGCUCGUGUGGUGAGAGUGAGGGGGCUCUGCAACAGCAAAGCCAGCAUUUGGCCCCCAGCCCCUCUGGGAUGGCGUGUGUUUCAUUUGGGAUGCCUACUCUGGACGAGCCAUGGCCAGGAGUGAAAAAUGACCGAGAAGAGUUACAGACUUGCUUAAUUAAAGAACAGCUGUCCAAGUCGAGCUUUGCAGGAGCUAUGGGCAUCUCCUGCCUCGAGCUCGUCCCAGCAGAGCAUCCCCCCUUCACUGCCCCUGUGUCAUUUUGUAAUCUGGGAGGCAGAGACCUGCACAGUGGCCACUUGGGCAGCUCCUCAGCCUGCUACGCCUUGGCCACGGACCUCCCUGGAGCCCUGGAAGCUAUGGAGGCCCAGGAGGCUGACCUGAAUUCGUUUUCCUGGAACCUCAAGGAACUCUUCUUCAGCCACCAGACAGACCGAACUUCAUCGAAUUGUUCCUGUGCUACGUCUGAACUCAUAGGGACACCCUCUCCUUCGGCAGAGGACUUAGAUUUAGAUGGGAGUGGUCUCCAUGGACAGAGAUCAGAUGUUUGGGGUGACAGAGAGCUGUUACUACUGACUGGCACCGAUUCCAAUAUUGGCAAAGGCCAGCGGUUCUGGGAGAGCUCCCUGGGCCGUGAUGGAAAACAGCCAUCUGAGGUUUCCUUGGUGUCCUCUGAACACUGUGAAGUGAGGGACAGAGAAAGCCCAGGCCAUGUCCCUGCCAUGGAUGCCAGCCCAAAGGAUGCGCCCUCAUCAGCAGAGGAGCCGAGGCUGAGCAUGCAGGUCACCUCCACACCCAUGAUGCCUGGGGCUGCCGGCCUGACUCGGGAGCUGCAGGAGGGCACCUACUCUGGGAGCUGCUACCACCGAGAUGGCCUGCGGCUGAGUAUCCAGUUUGAAGUGAAGCGGGUGGAGCUCCAGGGUCCUGCAACCCUCUUCUGCUGCUGGCUGGUGAAAGACCUCCUCCACAGCCACCAGGACUCAGCCACCAGGACCCGCCUGCUCCUCGCCAGCCUGCCCAGUUCCACGCACUCCAUGUCUGAGUGGCCCGGAUCCAGUCUGGGGGAGAUGCUCAGAGCCAAACCCUGGUUUGAGGAGCCCCCCAAGGCUACAGAGCUGGAGGGGGUGGCGGCCUGUGAGGGCGAGUACUCCCACAAGUACAGCACCCUGAGCCCGAUUGGCAGCGGGGCCUUCGGCUUUGUGUGGACUGCAGUGGAUAAAGAAAAAAACAAGGAGGUGGUGGUGAAGUUUAUUAAGAAGGAGAAGGUUUUGGAGGAUUGUUGGAUUGAGGAUCCCAAUCUUGGAAAAGUCACAUUAGAGAUUGCAAUUCUGUCCAGGGUGAAGCAUGCCAAUAUCAUCAGGGUAGUGGAUGUAUUUGAAAACCAAGGGUUCUUCCAGCUGGUGAUGGAGAAACACGGCUCUGGCCUGGACCUCUUCACUUUCAUUGACCGCCACCCCUGCCUGGAUGAACCCCUGGCGAGCUACAUCUUCCGACAACUGGUGUCAGCAGUGGGAUACCUGCACUCAGAGGGCAUCGUCCAUCGGGACAUUAAGGAUGAGAACAUUGUGAUCGCUGAGGACUUCACAAUCAAGCUGAUAGACUUUGGCUCAGCAGCCUACUUGGAAAGGGGAAAACUAUUUUACACUUUUUGUGGAACAAUCGAGUACUGUGCACCUGAAGUCCUCAUGGGGAAUCCCUACAGAGGGCCAGAGCUGGAGAUGUGGUCUCUGGGAGUCACGCUGUACACGCUGAUCUUUGAGGAGAACCCCUUCUGCGAGUUGGAGGAGACCAUGGAGGCUGCAAUACACCCCCCGUACCCGGUGUCAAAAGAACUCAUGAGACUGGUCUCUGGGCUGCUGCAGCCUGCCCCUGAGCAGCGCACCACCUUGGAGAAGCUGGUGACAGAUCCGUGGGUGACCCAGCCAGUGGACCUUGCUGACUAUACCUGGGAGGAGGUGUGUCGGGUAGACAAGUCAGAAAGCGGAGUUCUGUCCACUGCGAGCCUGGAGAUGGGGAGCAGGACCCAGAGUGAAAUGGCCUGGGCGCAGGAGCCGUGUGGGGAAUCUUGCCUCAGGGGAGGCUCCAAAGGGCCUGUGCUGUUUGCGUCAUAGGCCCCUCGCCGCUGCCUGGCUACACACUAGCU
Cynocephalus volans (Philippine flying lemur) is the source of this 4066-nucleotide messenger RNA. RefSeq names its product PAS domain containing serine/threonine kinase (gene PASK). The record is from RefSeq and is a predicted model, not a curated record. NCBI's taxonomy places the organism in Eukaryota, Metazoa, Chordata, Mammalia, Dermoptera, Cynocephalidae. Gene Ontology annotation, molecular function: ATP binding; protein serine/threonine kinase activity. Gene Ontology annotation, cellular component: nucleus; cytosol; cytoplasm. The transcript has 18 exons. Gene Ontology annotation, biological process: protein phosphorylation; intracellular signal transduction; regulation of DNA-templated transcription.